AUGUCUCCCAGCGAGGUUCCGGCUCGAGAAGACUAUGUUUACAACUCCCAACUCGACGCUUUUACACUUUAUCACCUCUCGCGUCAUACGAGCAGCCACACCACAGUAGGGCCUGCACUUCCUGCUCUCGGCCAUGCGCUCUCUGGAGCAUGUGGAACAGCCGUGUCGAAGCUCCUGACAUACCCUCUCGACAUCGUCAUCACCCGUCUACAAGUUCAACGGCAAAUACAGCGCAAUUCCAACCACUCACAUUAUGACGGUAUUCUCGAUGCCAUUGAGAAGAUUUACGAGAGAGAAGGGGGCCUACAAGCAUUCUACAAUGGCGUCUUUCAUGAGACCGCCAAGGGCGUUGUAGACAGCUUCUUGUUCUUCCUCGCGUACUCAUAUGUUCGCGAGAAGAGGCUAGUGGCACGAGGCUCUGGCAAAAGCCUGCCAGCAUGGGAAGAGAUUGGUGUCGGAGUGGUAGCAGGAGCCUUUUCCAAGUUCUUCACGACGCCAAUUCAGAACAUUGUUACACGGAAGCAGACAGCAGCGAUGCUAAGCCAUGAUCACUCAGGAUCUACCAUACCCCCGCUGUCUAGCACACGUGAUAUUGUACGGGAGAUCCAGCAUGAGAAGGGGUGGCAGGGUUUCUGGUCAGGCUACUCAGCUAGCCUGGUGUUGACGCUCAAUCCGUCCAUCACCAUGUUGAUGCACAAGGUUUUGUUACGAUUUCUAGUACCCAGAGCGAGCCGCGAAGACCCUGGGUCACGCACUACCUUUCUUCUUGCAGCCAUCAGCAAAGCUCUUGCAUCGACUGUCACCUAUCCCUUUUCCUUGGCCAAGACACGCGCACAAGUAUCUUCGCAAAAGCCUACGGCCCCGCAAGGGAAGACUUCAGAGUUGAAAGACCCAGCCGCGUCAACACAUCCAAGGACAUUGCAAGCAAGGAAGCGUACCGUGUUCAGCACCAUUCUGCGCAUUGUGCAGACAGAAGGUCUUUGGGCUUUGUACGAAGGGCUUGGUGCUGAAGUUCUCAAAGGCUUUUUCUCGCACGGUAUUACUAUGCUGAUGAAGGAUCGUAUUCACUCCGUCAUCAUCAGCUUAUACUACACCGUGGUGCAAUCUUUGAGGAAACUACCCAGUGCAGAGGAAUGGAGCAAGUCGGCUACGGAUGAGGCCAAGCAUGUCUACGAGCAAGGCAAAGAGCAAGUAUCAGAUGUUUACGCAAAGAGUGUCGAGAUAGCAGGGAAUGCGGCAGAGAAGGUCAAAGAGGUUGUGACGGAAGGAUCACAGCAAGCUCAAGAGAUGGCCGAGAAGGGUAUAGAGCAUGCUGGUGAAGUAGCAAGCACAGCAUCAUCUACUGUACAGAGCACUGCACAAAGUGGGUCACAUGAGGCACACCGCCUCUUGUCACAGAGCAGAGAGGCUGCUAGUAGUGCCGCACCGACGAUGAAAGAGACGGCCAGCAAGGCGAGUGAAGAGGCCAAAGAGGCUGUGCUGGAUGCAGAGGUAAAGGACAUUAAUGGGCCUGACACGGGCAUCAAAGAGUAG
Messenger RNA from Plenodomus lingam JN3, 1533 nucleotides. RefSeq lists its product as uncharacterized. Gene Ontology annotation, molecular function: ADP transmembrane transporter activity. Gene Ontology annotation, cellular component: membrane. Gene Ontology annotation, biological process: transport. The record is from RefSeq and is a predicted model, not a curated record. Lineage: Eukaryota; Fungi; Ascomycota; Dothideomycetes; Pleosporales; Leptosphaeriaceae.